Cynocephalus volans (Philippine flying lemur) is the source of this 1023-nucleotide messenger RNA. RefSeq names its product homeobox D10 (gene HOXD10). Lineage: Eukaryota; Metazoa; Chordata; Mammalia; Dermoptera; Cynocephalidae. The transcript is spliced from 2 exons. Gene Ontology annotation, biological process: regulation of transcription by RNA polymerase II. Gene Ontology annotation, cellular component: nucleus. Gene Ontology annotation, molecular function: RNA polymerase II cis-regulatory region sequence-specific DNA binding; DNA-binding transcription factor activity, RNA polymerase II-specific. The record is from RefSeq and is a predicted model, not a curated record. Bases 1 to 1023 code for a protein of 340 amino acids.
AUGUCCUUUCCCAACAGCUCUCCUGCUGCUAAUACUUUUUUAGUAGAUUCCUUGAUCAGUGCCUGCAGGAGUGACAGUUUUUAUUCGAGCAGCGCCAGCAUGUACAUGCCACCACCUAGCGCAGAUAUGGGGACCUAUGGAAUGCAAACCUGUGGACUGCUCCCGUCUCUGGCCAAAAGAGAGGUGAACCACCAAAAUAUGGGUAUGAAUGUGCAUCCUUAUAUACCUCAAGUAGACAGUUGGACAGACCCGAACAGAUCUUGUCGAAUAGAGCAACCUGUUACACAGCAAGUCCCCACUUGCUCCUUCACCACCAACAUUAAGGAAGAAUCCAAUUGCUGCAUGUAUUCUGAUAAGCGCAACAAACUCAUUUCUGCCGAGGUCCCUUCGUACCAGAGGCUGGUCCCCGAGUCCUGUCCCGUUGAGAACCCUGAGGUUCCCGUCCCUGGAUAUUUUAGACUGAGUCAGACCUACGCCACCGGGAAAACCCAAGAGUACAAUAACAGCCCCGAAGGCAGCUCUACUGUCAUGCUCCAGCUCAACCCUCGUGGUGCGGCCAAGCCGCAGCUCUCCGCUGCCCAGCUGCAGAUGGAAAAGAAGAUGAAUGAGCCCGCGAACGGCCAGGAGUCCACCAAAGUCUCCCAGGUGGAAAGCCCUGAGGCCAAAGGCGGCCUUCCUGAAGAGAGGAGCUGCCUAGCUGAGGUCUCCGUGUCCAGUCCAGAAGUGCAGGAGAAGGAAAGCAAAGAGGAAAUCAAGUCUGAUACUCCAACCAGCAAUUGGCUCACUGCAAAGAGUGGCAGAAAGAAGAGGUGCCCUUACACUAAGCACCAAACGCUGGAAUUAGAAAAAGAGUUCUUGUUCAAUAUGUACCUCACCCGCGAGCGCCGCCUAGAGAUCAGUAAGAGCGUUAACCUCACCGACAGGCAGGUCAAGAUUUGGUUUCAAAACCGCCGAAUGAAACUCAAGAAGAUGAGCCGAGAGAACCGGAUCCGAGAACUGACCGCCAACCUCACCUUUUCUUAG